This is a messenger RNA of Labrus bergylta (ballan wrasse), 1007 nucleotides long. RefSeq names its product protein kinase (cAMP-dependent, catalytic) inhibitor gamma (gene pkig). Gene Ontology annotation, molecular function: cAMP-dependent protein kinase inhibitor activity. The record is from RefSeq and is a predicted model, not a curated record. Gene Ontology annotation, biological process: negative regulation of cAMP-dependent protein kinase activity. NCBI's taxonomy places the organism in Eukaryota, Metazoa, Chordata, Actinopteri, Labriformes, Labridae. Gene Ontology annotation, cellular component: cytoplasm; nucleus.
UUGGUUUAGAGAACAACAAGAAAUGAGUGACUGAGUAUUGUGUGCUUGGGAGUCCUAUUAUAGCUGCUGUGGUAUCAAAAUAGGUAUCAAUAUUGUUUGAUUUAGUAGUUCUGGAUCCUAAUAUGUAUCGUUCUGCUGCAUCGUCUUGUUGUCAUAAUGGAACAAAAAUCCUCCUGGUUGUUAAGACGUGACUGAAACUUCUUAACAGAGCCCCUUCUCUGUUCUCUUCGUUGAUCCAAAAGGACAAAAUAUUUGAUUUAAUAAUGCAGAUAUUCAGUCGUAUGAGAAAAGAAAUAAACAGAGUGCACAAGUAUGUUGGCAGGUGAAACGUACAUGUGCUAUUUAAACUGUGCAGGAGUUUGCCUGCAAGAUUUGUGAAUUAAAAACAAGAAUUAUCUAAAAUAUCGGCUGCCUAGGACUUCUAUUUGUGUUACUGUGGUAUUGAAUAAGGUAUCAAAGUUUUUCCUCGACUUGUAUCAUGACAGCCGUAGUCUGCUGCACAGCAGAGGUCUAGAAGUGUGAAUCUGCAGAGGAACAACUGUGACGAAACUUCCAGCCUGAAUCAGCGUCUUUAAGUUUACUUCUUCUUUUUUCUCUGCGUCGACUUCCUCCUUCUUCUUUCUUAUCUUUCCAUUUCGUCGUUUUUCUGGGACAGUCUUCUUUCCGUCCUCUUCCCCGCUGAGGAUUUACCAGCUGUAUAGUGUUUUUAGAGGUGUAAUGAGAGCGCUGGUCAUGGACAGAUGAUGGACGUGGAGACGUCGUACUCGGACUUCAUCAACUGUGAUCGCACCGGCCGCAGGAACGCAGUGCCCGACAUCGGUGGCGAGGGAGAGGGAGAGGGAGGGGCCAGCACCAGUGAGCUCACCAAAGACCUGGCAGAGAUGGACCUGAAGGCCGCAGAAGGAGACCCGGGGGCCUCCCCAGCUCCGGAAGCCGAGGGCUCCACCAGCCAAGACGCCCAGGGAGGCGGAGGCCCUUCUUAAACUUAAGGCUGCAGAGGGGGGGGU